AUGCCCCUCUCAAAGAAACAAAUAGACCAAGUUAGAACCAAAGUGCACUAUAGUGAAGUAGAUACUCCAUUCAACAAAUACUUAGACAUUUUAGGAAAAGUAACUAAGUUGACAGGAAGCAUUAUAAAUGGUACGUUAUCUAACGACGAUAGCAAGACUGAAACUUUGACUGAGGAAAAUAUUUCAAAGUUGAAAGAAAGUGCUCAGCUUCGAUUUUUGGAUCUCCAGUCUUCGAUCGACACGAAGAAAGCAGCAGACGAAAAUUGGGAAACAUGCCAACAGGAGACACUGGCAAAAUUGGAAAACCUCGAAGACAAAUUACCUAACAUAAAGAGCACUCAUAGCAAGCUGCUUUUACGCAUUGGGAAACUACAAGGUCUUCAUGAUUCUGUCCGAGUAAUUAACAGAGAGGUGGAAGGCUUAUCAGAAGGCCGUACCAGCCUUGUGGUAACACGUUCGGAAUGGGAGAAAGAACUUGGUAGCGAAUUGGUCAGGUUUUUAAUUGAAAAGAAUUAUUUGAAACUAGUUGAUUCAGGCCUGAAAAAGGAUAGUUCAGGGGAGAAAUAUCGUGUUUAUGAUGAUUUCUCCAAAGGCCCAAAAGAGUUAGAAAGUAUCAAUGCCUUAAUGAAAUCGGAUAUAGAAAAGGUAAGACAGGAGGUAUCGUCUUACAAAGAGAAGUGGCUAAGGGAUGCAGAGAUAUUUGGCAAGAUCACGUCGAUAUUUAAAGAAGAACUUUUGAAAAGAGACGGCCUGCUCAUUGAGGCAGAAGGAGAUAAUAUUGAUGAUGAUUAUGAAUCAGAUGAAGAUGAAGAAAGAAAAGGGAGGUUUAAAAGACAAAGGUCAAUGGUGGAAGUGGAUAGGAUAGAGACUUUGGAUGAAAAAGAGGAAAGCGAUCAUGAAUAUGGUGAUCAGGAGGAUGAAGAAAAUGAAGAGGAAGAUGACAUGGACGUGGACGUGGACGUGGACGUGGACGUUGAGGAUACAAAAGAGGAUACUGAAGUUGACGGGGAAAGCAGUCAGCAAGAAGAGAAUGGUCGCCAUGGUAGUAAUGGGGAAACGACGGAAGGGACAGGAGAGAUACAAGAACCAGACACAGUUAAUGACGCAGAGGAGGGAAAUAGCGAUCACUCAACCGGAAAACCUGGUGGCACUACAAGUGAUUAUAGCGCGUCUUCCUCUGUUGAAGAAGUAAAAUGA
Saccharomyces paradoxus is the source of this 1197-nucleotide messenger RNA. RefSeq names its product Mft1p (gene MFT1). The transcript has a single exon. Bases 1 to 1197 code for a protein of 398 amino acids. Gene Ontology annotation, cellular component: THO complex part of transcription export complex. The record is from RefSeq and is a predicted model, not a curated record. NCBI's taxonomy places the organism in Eukaryota, Fungi, Ascomycota, Saccharomycetes, Saccharomycetales, Saccharomycetaceae. Gene Ontology annotation, biological process: mRNA processing.